UUUGCCAGAGCUCCAUUGUCACUCCGCAGAACACCAAAUAGUUGCAUCAGAAACAACCAAGCAAUCAGAGUGUGCUGGUUGGCAUCAGCUAUUCAGAUACUCGAGGUGACCAUGGUGCCCCUUCUCAUGCAAGGCAUCCCAAGCUAUCAAUUAAAUGCAAUACAAAAAGCAUACUUAUCUGUGCAUGACCAGCUUGCACGAGGACAAAUUGGAGAUGUGACAGAAAUAGCUAUUGAAAUGGGUGCUGGAAAUAAGGCAGACACUUUCAAAGAUAAUGACAUUGUUGAAAGUAUUAGUUGGCUCCUUCGAGACCUACCCUCUAAUCUACUGCAGGCAAUUCACUUGACAAAUAUUAUCAUUGAGAGAAAAAAGACGUGUAGUAAUUGCAAGAAACAAGUGACAGAAAUUGAUGAAAUUGAUGUUAUCAAUUGUUCUAUUGAAAGAAAUGAAAGUAGCUCUGUUCAGGACAUACUUUCAUUAAGGUUGGAGGAGCUACUUCAAACUUGUACAAGAGCAAAGCUUUGCAAUUGUAAAUCUGCUGAUGGUGACAGGACACCUUUCACAGUGUUAUCCGACAUUAUAAAUCUCCCCAAUAAUUUAUUUGUUGCCAUUAACAGAACUAAACCUGACAGCAAUUCUAAAUUGCAAAAGCCUAUUCUAAUUUGUGACACUCCGUCACUUGAGGGUAAAGCCAUUGCUGGAACAUACAAGCUACAAGCAUUGGCAGUUCACACUGGAAACUCAGUCAAAGAAGGACAUUUUAAGGUAAAUGUACGUGAUAAUGAUGGCUGGAUUGUCUAUGAUGAUAUGAAUGUCACAAGAGUGACAAAAGCAAAUGUAAACAGUCGGUUCAAUCAGAAGAAUUCAGUCCUGGGAGUUUACUGCAUGGAACAUCAUUCACAGGUUCUUAUAAACCAUAUGCAAGAGUCGGAUUGUAUUCCAAAUAAAUGGGAAAAGACACACUCUUUCAUGGAAAAUAAUGAAGAACAGAUGGUAUGUUUAUAGACUCCAUCCAAUCAGUCUAAAAUGAUGUAACAUUCAUGCACCUUCAAUUGUGAUUGGUAUUUUAUAAAUAAUUCCAAAAUAUAGUACA
Messenger RNA from Amphimedon queenslandica, 1093 nucleotides. RefSeq lists its product as uncharacterized. Gene Ontology annotation, molecular function: cysteine-type deubiquitinase activity. The record is from RefSeq and is a predicted model, not a curated record. The coding region runs from base 112 to 1005 and encodes 297 amino acids. Gene Ontology annotation, biological process: protein deubiquitination. Lineage: Eukaryota; Metazoa; Porifera; Demospongiae; Haplosclerida; Niphatidae. The transcript is spliced from 11 exons.